GCGAGAAGCUGCUUCUAAGUUUUGAAUGUUGAAACCGGGCUUUUGAUUCACUCGGCGACCACAGGGAAGCCAGGCAGCAGUUAUCGUUAGUAGUUAGCCGAGGGCUUAUCAGCCAGUGUUAGUUAUACACUUAGUCUCUAAAUUAAGCGCCAGGGCUUAGUAAUAAAUAUAAGAACAAUGGCUGAACCACUGAAGACCUUCUUUGAAAACAAGCCGAUAGAGAAGACGAAGAAAGAUCCGAAGCGGCUGUCGGUGGAGAGGAUCUACCAAAAGAAGACGCAGCUGGAGCACAUUUUGCUUCGACCGGACUCCUACAUAGGCUCUGUAGAGACUGUCACCCAGCAAAUGUGGGUGUAUGAUGAGGACGUUGGGCUGAACUGCCGCGAUGUGACAUUUGUGCCAGGGCUUUACAAGAUUUUUGAUGAAAUCCUUGUAAAUGCAGCUGACAAUAAGCAGAGGGAUAAGAACAUGAACUGCAUCAAAAUCAGCAUUGAUGUUGAAAACAACACCAUCAGUGUAUGGAAUAACGGGAAGGGUAUUCCUGUGGUGGAGCACAAGGUGGAGAAGGUCUAUGUGCCUGCUCUCAUCUUUGGACAGCUCCUCACCUCCAGUAACUACGAUGACGAUGAGAAGAAAGUGACCGGUGGACGCAAUGGAUAUGGUGCUAAGCUUUGCAACAUCUUUAGCACAAAGUUCACCGUAGAGACUGCCUGUAAAGUCUCAAAGAAGACCUUCAAGCAGACUUGGUACGACAACAUGGGCAGGACAGGGGAUGCUACCAUCAAAUCUUUUGACGGAGAGGAAUACACUUGCAUCACCUUCAGGCCAGAUCUGCCCAAGUUUAAAAUGAGCACCCUCGACAAAGAUACAGUGGCGCUGAUGACCAGGAGGGCCUAUGACAUCGCUGGGGCGUCCAAAGGUGUCCGUGUGUUCUUCAACGGCAAGAGGCUGCCGGUUUCAGGUUUCCGUAGCUACGUGGACAUGUACUUGAAGGACAAGGUGGACGAGGUCGGCAGUGCACUGACUGUGGUCCAUGAGAUCGUCAACGAGCGCUGGGAGGUCUGCCUCACCAUGAGCGAGAAGGGUUUCCAGCAAGUCAGCUUUGUCAACAGUAUUGCUACAACCAAGGGAGGGAGGCACGUGGACUAUGUGGCUGACCAGGUCGUUGCCAAGCUGAUCGAAGUGGUGAAGAAGAAGAACAAAGCUGGAGUGGCCGUCAAGCCUUUCCAGGUGAAAAACCACAUGUGGCUGUUUGUCAACUGCCUGAUUGAGAACCCCACCUUUGACUCUCAGACCAAAGAGAACAUGACGCUGCAGCACAAGAGUUUUGGGUCUACUUGUCCCCUCGGAGACAAGUUCAUUAAACAGGCCACAUCCUGUGGGAUUGUGGAAAGUAUCAUGAACUGGGUGAAGUUCAAGGCUCAGACCCAGCUGAACAAGAAAUGCUCGGCUGUCAAACACACAAAAAUCAAGGGGGUGCCCAAACUGGACGAUGCCAACGAUGCAGGUGGGAAGAACUCCAUCGCCUGCACACUGAUUCUCACUGAGGGAGACUCAGCCAAGACACUUGCUGUGUCUGGGCUGGGUGUGGUCGGCAGGGACCGCUACGGAGUGUUCCCCCUCAGAGGAAAAAUGCUCAACGUGCGGGAGGCCUCACUCAAACAGAUUAUGGAGAAUGCUGAAAUCAACAACAUCAUUAAGAUCCUCGGCCUUCAGUACAAGAAGAACUACAGCGACCCAGAAUCCCUCAAGAGUCUGCGUUACGGCAAGAUCAUGAUCAUGACAGAUCAGGAUCAAGAUGGCUCCCACAUUAAGGGCCUGCUGAUCAACUUCAUCCACCAUAACUGGCCAUCGUUGCUGCGCCACAACUUCCUGGAAGAGUUCAUUACCCCCAUCAUCAAGGCAUCUUGCAAGAAAACUGUGCUGUCCUUCUACAGCAUCCCUGAAUUCAAUGCUUGGAAGGACAGCCUGCCCAACACCAAAUCUUGGAAAAUAAAAUACUACAAAGGUUUGGGAACUAGCACGUCGCAGGAAGCCAAGGAGUACUUCUCUGAUAUGCAGAGACACCGUAUUCCAUUCAAAUACGCUGGCCCUGAAGACGAUGAAGCUAUUACCCUUGCCUUUAGCAAGAAGAAAGUGGAUGAGCGGAAAGAGUGGCUGACCAACUUCAUGGUCAACAGGCGCCAGCGCAGGGAGCACAACCUGCCUGAGGACUACCUGUAUGGUCAGACCACCAAGUCCCUCUCCUACAACGACUUUGUCAACAAGGAGCUGGUACUUUUCUCCAACUCUGACAAUGAGAGGUCCAUCCCCUGCCUGGUGGACGGACUGAAACCAGGCCAGAGGAAAGUGCUGUACUGUUGCUUCAAGAGGAAUGACAAGCGGGAGGUGAAGGUGGCCCAGUUGGCUGGUUCAGUGGCUGAGAUGUCAGCCUACCACCAUGGAGAGGUCUCUCUGAUGAUGACCAUCGUUGGUUUGGCCCAGAACUUUGUGGGAAGCAACAACCUGAACCUGUUGCAACCUCUGGGUCAGUUUGGAACCAGGUUGCAUGGUGGCAAAGACUCUGCCAGUCCUCGAUACAUCUUCACUAUGCUCAGCCCACUUGCCCGCCUUGUUUUCCCAGCAGUGGAUGACAACCUGCUCAAGUACAACUAUGAUGACAACCAGCGCGUAGAGCCAGAGUGGUACAUGCCCAUCAUCCCCACUGUGCUGGUGAACGGCGCCGAGGGCAUCGGCACAGGCUGGGCCAGCAAGCUCCCCAACUACGACAUCCGAGAGAUCAUCAACAACAUCCACCGCAUGCUCAAUGGCGACGAGCCUCUGCCCAUGCUUCCAAACUACAAAGGCUUCAGAGGCACGAUUGAGAAGGUGAUGGAAAACCAGUUCAUGAACAGCGGAGAGGUGGCCAUUAUUGAUUCCACCACCAUUGAGAUCUCUGAAUUGCCUGUCAAAUCCUGGACCCAGACCUACAAGGAAAACGUCCUGGAGCCAAUGUUGAACGGCACAGAGAAGGUCCCUGCUCUGAUCACCGACUUCAAGGAAUACCACACAGACACCACCGUGCGUUUUGUGGUCAAGAUGACAGAAGAGAAGCUGCGGGAGGCGGAGGCUGCCAACCUCCACAAGGUCUUCAAGCUACAGAGCCCCCUCACCUGCAACUCUAUGGUUCUGUUCGACCAUGUGGGCAGUCUGAAGAAGUACGAGUCCGUGCAGGAUAUUCUCAAGGACUUCUUCGAGUUGAGAAUGAAGUACUACGUGCUGAGAAAGGACUGGUUGACCGGCAUGCUCGGGGCAGAGAGCGCUAAACUGACCAACCAGGCCCGCUUCAUCCUGGAGAAAAUCCAGGGCACCUUGGUUAUUGAGAACAAGCCAAAGAAGGAACUGAUUCGCAUGCUGCAGCAGAUGGGCUACGACUCUGACCCAGUCAAGGCUUGGAAAGAGGCUCAAGAGAAGAAUGAGGAGGAGAUGGAGCAGGAAGAUGAGGAGGAAGCAGAGAAAGAAGACACCAGCGGGCCAGACUACAACUACCUGCUGAGCAUGCCCAUGUGGUUCUUGACCAAAGAGAAGAAAGAUGAGUUGUGCAAACAGAGGGAUGCAAAGGUUACAGAGCUGAACACCCUGAAAAAGAAGAGUCCAGCAGACAUGUGGAAGGAAGACCUGGCUGUUUUCUCUGAGGAACUGGAGAAAUGGGAGGCAAAAGAAAAGGAGAAUGCCGCCAUGCCUGUUGUUAAAAAGGGUGCUGGUAAAGGCAAAGCGGUGAAGGUGAAGCAGGAGACUAUGCCAACGCCGCAGGGUCGCCGCGUCAUCCCGCGCGUUACCAGCACCAUGAAAGCUGAAGCCAACAGGAAGGCUGAUAUCAAGAAAGGAGAGGGCAAGAGGGGCAAAAAAGUCAAGAGCGAAGAUGUGGUGAUGAAGAUGGAGUUUGGAGAAGACGCAGAGAACGCAGAGCCAAGCGAGGAGGUUGGCUUGGCCGCACGACUGACCAAGAAAACUAAAACCCAGGCAAAGGAAAAAGCAGUGGCAUCAAAGACCGGCAAGCAGAGCACGCUUCAGUUCAAGCCCGUUUCCAAGAAGCCCAAGAAGAACCCGUGGUCGGACGAAGAGUCUGACAAUCAGUCUGGCGACAGUGACAUGGAGGUGGAGGAAGUGGUUGUCCCCAGGGAGCGGGUUGAACGCAAAACUAAAGCUGCGGUGAAGUACAGUAUGUCCGACAGUGAAGAUGAAUUUGAUGACUGGGGGAAGAAGGAAGCUCCAGCACGGAAAGCUGUUGUCAGUGAUGAUGAUGAUACCAGCUUCGCCCCAGAGCCCAGCUCCGUACCUGAGAGCGAUGUGGACUCUCCAGCCCCGCCUCCUAAAGCUCCGGUGCCCACGAAGAAAGUGGCAAAGAGCAAAUCCACAGUGAAACGAGCUGAAAGCAAGUCGAGCUCUCCCUCUGAUGAUCAGGUGCCUGCAGCCAAGGCACCAGUUCAACGUAAAACCAAAGAGGCCGCGCCUAAGAAAGCUCCUGCUGCCAGGAAACCAGCUGCAUCCAAGAAGAAGGCUGCAGAUGUGAAGCAGCCGUCCAUCAUGGAUGUUUUUUCGAAGCCCAAAGCAACAUCCAGCAAGCCUGCCAAGCCUGCCAAGACGGUCCCUACAUUUGACACCAGCGACUCUGAGGGCGAAGCUAAAGCUCCGGUCACAAAGGCGAAGCCCGUUCUAAAACGGAAACAGGCUGACAGCGACAACUCUGACAGCGACUCAGACAACCUCAUGUCACGUCUGAAGGCCAAGACAACUGCCGGCAGCAAGAAAACCAAGAAGUGGCUCGAUGACGACAGCUUCCAGGUCUCAGAUCAGGAGGAAGCAUCUUCUGUGGCGGUGGCGCCACGGGACAAGCCCUCACGUGCCCGGAAACCUGUAACCUACAACUUGGACUCAGACUCGGAUGAAGACUUUUAAAUAUUAGUCCCUAAACCAGUGUCUACAUGGUCGAGUUUUUAUAGAUUUUGUAUUAAAGAUUGAUUCUUUAGUAAGUUAUACGUAAAGUUUCUGCCAUGUGCUGACAUAUGGCUUUGCUUUUAUCACUUGAAGUACUGUUGCAUUUAUACUUGUUGCUUGAAUGGACCUGCAGUUUUUACAAAGCUGAUUGAUUGAUUGUAGAAAAAAUAGAAGUAAAAAAAGAAUGUGUUUCUAUGUGUCAGGUGCUUGAACCCUGUUAGACUUGAGUAUCUCUGCUUUUAGUGUCUGAAAUACUAAAACUAAUGGCUACUUGACAUUUCUUUGUAAUCCACUUUUGUAUGCAUGUUUGUUUAUGUCCUGUCUUGUAAAUAUUUCAAUGGCUGUUCAGUGUAUAUCACAAAAAAAUAAAGUUAACCUGUUUGUACCGAU
Messenger RNA from Acanthopagrus latus (yellowfin seabream), 5367 nucleotides. It is a transcript of the gene top2a, whose product is annotated as DNA topoisomerase II alpha. The record is from RefSeq and is a predicted model, not a curated record. Gene Ontology annotation, molecular function: DNA topoisomerase type II (double strand cut, ATP-hydrolyzing) activity; ATP binding; DNA binding. The transcript is spliced from 35 exons. NCBI's taxonomy places the organism in Eukaryota, Metazoa, Chordata, Actinopteri, Spariformes, Sparidae. Bases 178 to 4938 code for a protein of 1586 amino acids. Gene Ontology annotation, biological process: DNA topological change; sister chromatid segregation; resolution of meiotic recombination intermediates. Gene Ontology annotation, cellular component: nucleus.